ACAUCAAAAGCCAUCAAUCAAAUGUCACUGGGCCAGUUUUCUGACCCAUUCGACGGCGUAGGAAUUCAGAGGCUCUCCACUUGGGACCCUCGUGGCGAUGUCGUGAUCGGCGCCAUUUUUAGCUCAAAGAUCAAGGAGCCGAUAGUAUUUGAUGAGACAGAGACUCUCGUGGUAACACAGCCAAGUCCCAGCAUCUUCACCAACCCGUCCCCAUUCCCACCAGACCAUGUGGAGGCCCGAAAAACGUGA
Trichoderma reesei QM6a is the source of this 249-nucleotide messenger RNA. RefSeq lists its product as uncharacterized. The record is from RefSeq and is a predicted model, not a curated record. The annotation marks the transcript as partial. Lineage: Eukaryota; Fungi; Ascomycota; Sordariomycetes; Hypocreales; Hypocreaceae. The transcript is spliced from 2 exons.